AUGUCUCCACCUUCCAUUACUCCAGCUGUUUCGCCUGCUCCAAAGGUGAAGUUGAUCUCGUCGGCGGAACGCGCGAAACGAACGAUAUUCUUGAGCAUAUUCGAGAAACCGUCCUCUAGAUUCAAAACACCGGUCUCCAACUUUAUUACUAAGGCGCGGACUGCAUUCUCCUUUUCGGCACAUGCUGCUGAGCCAAGUUCUGGUUCUGCUAUCCUUGGUGCUGUUCAAAACAAGAACGUGUUUGAAUCAAACGCUACCGCUUCUGCUGCAACUGCGGUUUCCAAGUCGACCUCCCCGGCCUCGUCAGAGAUCACUGCUUCUUCUUCCAAGGAAGAAGAGAGCGUCGCCACAUCUGUAUCAUCUCCAUUCACACCAAAAGAAUCAACGUCGUCGAGUGAAACUAAGGCCUGUAUUGUCCCAGAGCCUCGAGUUCAUAUUCCAAUCGCCUUGCCCACAAUCUGGAGAUGCUCAGAAUGCAAAGACGGAUCAUUCAAGCGAUUCGAUCCAAAGAAACACGGCGAUAAACACGUAUCCAUCUGCAAGAUUUGCAAGCUUGCUCGAAAUAACGUCCUCUUGGUCUGCGUAAAGAGCAUCAGUUUUAAUGAGAAAACUCAAAAGUACGAGAGAGCCAAAAAGUCCCCAACUACCAAUAUUCGACCAAACGAAGUACAACAGCAACGCUCCGCACAAAAUGUUGCUCUAUCUAAUAAGAGAAAGUAUGAUGAUAAGGAGACUGAUCUAAGUGAUAAGGGAGUUGGAAAGCCUCUGAAAGGAAAACCUGUUUUUCAACCCCAAAAUGGUGCACGAAAGGCACUUAACAAGUUGUCUCCUCGACCUAUCAACAGGAAGAUUAACGUCGACGUCACCAAUCAUAACAACAAGAACAUUUCCCCUCCAGCUUCCAAGAAACCACGCUUAGGAAGCAAAUAUAACUAUGAAAAGCGGGUUGAAGCCUCAGCUAGACGAUAUCAGACAUCCGAGGAUGAAUCUGACAAGAAGUCAAAGAAGAGAUCCCGAGAUGACCUCGAAGAAGGCGAACUCGAGGACAAAAAGACCACAAGAGAGCCACGUCGAAAGCGACAUAUGAAAUGGACGGGGGAAUUCAAAGAUUCUGACACCCAACCUAGAACUGCCAAGAAUGGCGAGGGGUCGGCAACCUCAACAGCGGCAAGUGCUUUUGGACAAAGCCAAAAACCAGCAAGCGAAGAAAACGGUGUAAAGCAAGAUACUGUAUCACCACAACGCGCACGCGAUACCGAAAGCGAUAGUCUCCAAGAAGGAGCAUCCAAAAAACCACGACUCGAUACCGCGAAGUCGACAAGGGUUAAUGAGCAGAGACUCAGUAAAGAGAAAGCUGAAGCGAUGAUUAAGCGACGGAAGGAAAAGGAAGAGGAGAAGCGAAGGAACCAAAGAACUCUGUAUUAG
This is a messenger RNA of Glarea lozoyensis ATCC 20868, 1425 nucleotides long. RefSeq lists its product as uncharacterized. The transcript has 4 exons. NCBI's taxonomy places the organism in Eukaryota, Fungi, Ascomycota, Leotiomycetes, Helotiales, Helotiaceae. Bases 1 to 1425 code for a protein of 474 amino acids. The record is from RefSeq and is a predicted model, not a curated record.